AUGCUGCACAGAACUUCUUCUUCUUCCCGGCGCCGCCGCGCGUCCCGGAGCGCUGCCACUUCUCCUCAAGCUAGAUCACCCAGGUCAUCAGCCCAGCCCUCAAGGAGAGCAUCUCUAGCAACCACAGAGACUGACGAUGAGUUAGACACCCCACCUCCACCCAGAAGCCCUCGAGCCAGCUUAGCUCCGGAAGCCGCCGAAUCCUAUCACAGAAGCCCCAGACAUUCUCUAGUCCCUGACGCUCCCAGAUCUCCUAGAGGCUCAAUAGUACCAGAAUCAGCCCUCCAACCGAGGAACAGUCUAGCACCUACAAGAAACAACCUCGGAGUUGACAUCCCUUAUGGUUCCAGACUAAGUUUAAACCCUCAAGACUUCAAUCGAAGUCCGCGGAACAGUUUGACUCCAGACAUGAGCGCAAGGAGUCCGCGACGGAGCCUUGUGCCAGAAGUAACUGGCUGGAAUCAGCCGAGAAAUUCACUAGUGCCUGAUGUUGGAAGAAGCCCGCGGCAUUCUGUCGCGAGCAUACAAGUGGACCCCGCGCGGAGUCAGAAGGAGCUGGGGCCGAGUCCGAGGACGAGUCCCAGAGGGAGCAUAGCUGAAGUUAAAGAGAAGGAAGAGAGGGUGAAUAGGACACAUAGGGGUUCUUUAGUGCCUGAUCCUCAGAGGAGUCCGCGCGGGAGUAUCGCGCCUUCGGAGCGGAGUGCGAGGGGGAGUCUGGUGGCGGGGGAGCUGGACGCGGCGCGGGUCAGCCCGCGCGGCAGCCUGACGCUCACCUUCCAGGAGCCGCUUGUAUCCAGAGAGAGGAGGGCGAGUGAGGACAGCCAAGCAGCUGGGUCCCGAGGCCGCAGCGUGUCACCCUACAGGGCCUCGCUGGCGCGGCAGGGCGACUCAGGCUCCAGGCGGGCCUCCAGCUCCGUCAGCCAGGUAGCCUUUGAGAUCAUCUUUGAAUCAUGCGGGUGCCCUCGUCUGGCCCCGUAG
Leguminivora glycinivorella is the source of this 978-nucleotide messenger RNA. RefSeq lists its product as uncharacterized. The transcript is spliced from 3 exons. Bases 1 to 978 code for a protein of 325 amino acids. Lineage: Eukaryota; Metazoa; Arthropoda; Insecta; Lepidoptera; Tortricidae. The record is from RefSeq and is a predicted model, not a curated record.